Patella vulgata (common limpet) is the source of this 972-nucleotide messenger RNA. Its product is annotated as glutathione S-transferase 1. The transcript has 6 exons. The coding region runs from base 370 to 972 and encodes 200 amino acids. Gene Ontology annotation, biological process: glutathione metabolic process. The record is from RefSeq and is a predicted model, not a curated record. Lineage: Eukaryota; Metazoa; Mollusca; Gastropoda; Patellidae. Gene Ontology annotation, molecular function: glutathione transferase activity.
AUUCUGUUUUACUAUUUAUGGAACGGAGGGAUCACAUGCCCACCCUGAAUUUUGGGUUUGUGUUUUGAGAUAUCUUGUUGCCCACCCAGGACUUGGAAAUUUCCAUUAUUCAUCCUCCUUUGAAGUAUGACCAGAGCAUGCGCAAAGCACUCUCAUGUGAUCCCUCCGUUAAAUAAAUAGUAAAACAGAAUUACAAUCAAAUUUCACUUACAGGUUGAUACAAUACGACAUAUCAAGGUAUCCAGGUUACCACAUUCCAUCCAUGGUUUAGAUAUAUAAAGACAUCUAUGAUAACAAAUUCGUGCAUGAAAGGAAAAUAGAGCCUAUAUUAUUUAGUACAUACAUAGUUAUGGUCAUGUAAGAUACAAAAUGCCCAACUAUCGUCUGCAUUAUUUUGACGUACGAGGUCGCGGUGAAAUUAUCCGACUUCUCUUCAACGCUGCUGGACAAAAGUUUGAGGAUGUUAGAUACACUAAGGAAACCUGGCCCUUAUUUAAACCGUCAACGCCUUUAGGCCAGUUACCAUGUCUUGAAGUAGACGGUACCCUUUAUCCACAGUCUGGCGCAAUUUACUCUUAUUUAGCAAGAGAAUUCGGGUUAUACGGGAAAAAUAACAUGGAGAUUUUUAAAGUUGAUAUAGUAAUGAAUAUUAUAAAUGACCUGAUGCCAUUUAUUGUCAGUGUUUUUGUCGAGGAAAAAGACGAAGAAAAAAAGAAAACCCUGUUGGAAAAAUUACUGAACGAUGAUGCACCAAAAUAUCUCGCCCAGCUAGAACACGUGGCUUUACAAAAUGGUGGUGCUUACUUCGUUGGAAAUUCAUUAACCCUUGCUGACCUGGCUGUAUUUGAUUUAACAGAUAACUUAUUACAGUUUAAGCCAGAUAUUCUCUCAACGUUUCCACUUAUUGUAAACAACCGAAAAGUUGUGGAAACAAGUCCAGCAUUAGCAAGUUAUCUUAAAACAAGAAAAUAA